ACGCGGACUGUCUCUGGGAGUGCUGAGUCGAAUAUCUUCUCUGGCGUCUCACCGAUAGUAACCGGCUGCUUUAUUUCACCUGAAUCGGGGACGAAACAUUACACUUCGAGUUGGGACGCUGUUAAUUACUCCAAGGGGUGACCUUAACAUUGGGAUUUGGGCGGACACUUACGGAGACCAAGAACUGCGUAGCUCAAAUCUCACAGUAGUGAAAAUCCAAGACCCACGAUGGACCCGAGAGACACUGCCCCUGAUUCCUGGGAACAAGAGGACGAUGUGGAGGCCACAAUCGACGGACAACUUGAAUCAGCAUUCACAACCCUAAAUGUGAAUGCUAAGCCGUUUGUGCCCAAUGUAAACGCCGCCGAAUUUGUUCCGGCUUUUGCCAUGAAAGCACAGUCGGAAAAUCCCGAUUCUGGUGUUGCUGUUGAAAAGAUAUCCACCAUGGAGGUGUCAGAAAGUGCUGCUCCACUGGAGAACGGCGACACAGAGAUGAGCACAGAGGAACCGUGGGACCAGAAAGAGGCCGAGCCAAAUGAGGAGGAGCCAGGAGGCGUAGACCGAGGGCCAGCGGUGAAAGCAACAGCGGAGGAGACGGCUCCGGAGACGAUGGAGGAAGAAGAGGAAGCACCAGUGCCCAAGGUUCCACCUACACAGCCGGACGCACCCAGGAAGGAACACAUCAAUGUUGUGUUCAUCGGACACGUAGAUGCUGGCAAGUCAACUAUUGGCGGACAAAUCAUGUAUCUAACAGGCAUGGUAGACAAGAGAACCUUAGAGAAGUACGAAAGAGAAGCCAAGGAAAAGAACCGGGAAACCUGGUAUCUGUCUUGGGCUUUAGACACCAACCAAGAGGAGAGGGACAAAGGCAAGACGGUGGAGGUGGGCCGAGCUUAUUUUGAGACGGACAAAAAGCACUUUACCAUCCUUGAUGCUCCAGGCCAUAAAAGCUUUGUGCCCAACAUGAUUGGCGGCGCAUCACAGGCAGACUUGGCUGUUCUGGUGAUCUCUGCCAGGAAAGGCGAGUUUGAAACUGGUUUUGAGAAGGGUGGACAGACUCGGGAGCACGCCAUGUUGGCCAAAACAGCUGGUGUCAAGCACCUGAUCGUUCUGGUGAAUAAAAUGGACGAUCCUACAGUCAGCUGGAGCCUUGAGAGGUAUGAAGAGUGUAAGGAGAAACUAGUGCCAUUUCUGAAGAAGGUGGGCUUCAAUCCGAAGAAAGACAUUCACUUCAUGCCGUGCUCUGGACUGACAGGGGCCAACCUGAAGGAGCCCACUGACAUGUGCUCCUGGUACACAGGUUUACCUUUCAUUCCACACUUGGACAGUCUGCCAAACUUCAACAGAUCAAGCGAUGGCCCUGUCAGAUUGCCCAUCGUAGAUAAAUACAAGGACAUGGGCACUGUGAUUUUGGGCAAACUGGAGUCAGGCUCCAUCAGUAAAGCACAGCAGCUGGUCAUGAUGCCAAACAGGCAUGUAGUGGAGGUGUUGAGUCUCUUGUCAGAUGACAUGGAGACAGACGAUGCCGGGCCAGGUGAAAACCUCAAGCUGCGGCUGAAGGGCAUUGAGGAGGAGGAGAUCCUGCCUGGCUUUAUCCUGUGUAAUGCUGAGAACCUCUGCCACUCGGGGCGCACCUUCGACGCCCAGAUUGUCAUCAUUGAACACAAAUCCAUCAUCUGUCCAGGUUACAAUGCAGUCCUUCACAUUCACACAUGCAUUGAAGAAGUGCAAAUUGCGGCCUUAAUCUGUCUGGUAGACAAGAAGACAGGGGAGAAGAGCAAGACACGACCACGAUUCGUCAAACAGGACCAGGUCUGCAUCGCCCGUCUGCGCACGGCAGGAACCAUUUGCCUCGAGACCUUCAAAGAGUUUCCUCAGAUGGGACGGUUUACCUUACGGGACGAAGGUAAGACCAUUGCCAUCGGUAAGGUGCUGAAGCUGGUUGCUGAGCGGGACUGAAGACAACAAAGCUGCCUGAGAAUCCUGAUGAGAAGGAGUGGGCAGAGCUUGGUCAUAACCCGCCCACACAGUUGUCAGCGGCGACGGCACCUCCCUGUCACGCCCCCCUUCUGCGUGCCGAAGAUCAGCGUCAGAAAAAAAACUCAUGUGAAAAAGAAAACCUGUUUUUAAGCAAAUGACAAACCAAGAUGAAGUCCACACGAGUCAGCUUUCUCAUAUUGAGAGCUCAGCUAUGCCAUUUCUGGGUUAGCCCUCCCUCCACCUCCCCCCACCUCCCUACUCUGGUCUACUCAUCAUUACAUGAUUUUUUUCUUCCAGAUAUUUUUUUUUCUUGCUUUCAUAAAUGACAAUGACAAAUGGCAGAAGUUAUAUCUGUAAACAGAUGUGGACCAGGGUUUUGCUUGGAAUAUAUAAAAUGAUUUUCAGAAGUAAAUUGCAAAAGAAAUUGUUUGAAAGAACUUAUCCAGUUGAAACCAAAAUGUUUAUCUUGGGUGUACAUGUCUCCCUUUGCUUUUACCCACUUUUUGGUUUCUCAUGUGGCGUUCUGGCAGUGUGCUUGAGCGUGUUCAAAUGUUAUUAAAGCAAACAACUAUGACAAUAAAAUAAUAAAUUGGGAAAACAAAGUGUGUUCAUUUUCAGAGCACAUUUCAGGGUCCAGUUUCACAAAGUUCACCAAGCGCCAGUUGGCUACAUGACAUUCCUGACAAAUUUUAAAUGCGGAUUUUAAUUUUGAACAUUGGGGACAUGUUGGUGUUCAAUUUUACUCUUACAAUACUUACUCUGAUCAGCCAGAUUGUAAAGAUGAGUCUGUAUUGUGAGCUGAUUUGGGCUAACAAAUGCAUCAGUCUGUACAUGUGCCAGCUGAUGGGUAACAAAUGUCAGCUCAGAAAUGCCAAUAUACUCUUAUGUUUGGAUC
This is a messenger RNA of Chelmon rostratus (copperband butterflyfish), 2875 nucleotides long. RefSeq names its product eukaryotic peptide chain release factor GTP-binding subunit ERF3A-like. Gene Ontology annotation, molecular function: GTPase activity; translation release factor activity; GTP binding. The transcript is spliced from 14 exons. The record is from RefSeq and is a predicted model, not a curated record. The coding region runs from base 229 to 1959 and encodes 576 amino acids. Gene Ontology annotation, cellular component: translation release factor complex. Gene Ontology annotation, biological process: translation. NCBI's taxonomy places the organism in Eukaryota, Metazoa, Chordata, Actinopteri, Chaetodontiformes, Chaetodontidae.